UUUUUGUGAAUUCUGAGUAGGCGUUAUUUUCAAUGGUGGAUACUUACAAGAAACCUAGGCAUUAUAUAAAGCCUGCUCACGUACCUCGACCAGUCUCAUUCACAGUUUGCCUCCUCUCCCUACAAACGACAUAGCAAUUGACAAUGGCAACCCUCAUUGCUCCAGGCCACUUCUCUCCUAACGAGGACGCAGAAGCUCUUCACAAGGCCUGCAAAGGAUGGGGGACUGAUGAGAAGGCUGUAAUCUCUAUACUGGCUCAUAGAAAUGCAGCUCAGAGAUAUGAAAUCAGGCUUGCUUAUGAGGGGCUUUAUCGUGAAGAUCUUAUCAAGCGCCUUGAAUCGGAGCUCUCCGGGGAUUUUGAGAAAGCAGUGUACCGUUGGAUAUUGGAUCCUACAGAUC
Molecule: messenger RNA, 399 nt
Organism: Prunus mume (Japanese apricot)
Lineage: Eukaryota; Viridiplantae; Streptophyta; Magnoliopsida; Rosales; Rosaceae
Source: RefSeq, a predicted model, not a curated record